AUAUGAAUGCUUUUUUGUAGAAUCUGCCUUCUCGUGCAAGAUGCCUAUGGAAUGUUCGGUGAAGUGUACUCAGAGGACACCAUCUUGAAGGACAGACAGUUGGAAGGGAAGUGCUGUAGCCUGGCAGGAAUGAAGGUUCUACAAAAGGCCACCAGAGGAAGGACAGCAGGGCUUUUCAGUUUGAUUGACAUCAUGUGGCCUCCAGUGAUACCUCUGAAAGCACCUGGCCACAGGCAAGCCUGUGAAGAGCAGGUAAAAACUCAUCUGCCUCCUCCUAGCUUCUGUUACAUCCUCACUGCUCAUCCAAAUCUGGGACAAAUUGAUAUAAUUGAAGAAGACCCCAUUUCUAAGCUUUACCAGCCUCCAAUUCCUCGCUCCUUAAGAGGAAUUCUCCAGACUGAUGAUCUCAGUACCCGUUGCAGUUUCUAUGCCAGAGUGAUUUAUCAAAGACCACAGCAAAGGGAGAUUUGGCUGAUGGUGACUGAUGUCACCCUGCAAGUGCAGGAUGAGAAUAACUCUGGCCUCCCCAAAACCGUACCGGUCUGUGUGGCCUCCUCGUGUGUACUGGACCCAGAAGUCCUGGAAGCGCUCACCGAGGCCGCCCCCCACAGCUUCCUCUUCAGGGACACCGUCCGAGACCAGGGUCGGAUUGUUUGUGUUGAACGAACUGUCCUCUUGCUUCAAAAGCCCCCUUUGGGUGUGGCCUCUGGUGCUCGCUCCUGUGAGUUGACUGGCCCUGUGACGCUCGAUGAACUGGAUUCUGUCACUCAGGUCAACUCCAUUUGCAGUGUUCAAGGCGCUGUGGUUGGUGUGGAUGAGAGCACUGCCUUCUCGUGGCCUACAUGUGACCUGUGUGGCAACGAGAGAUUGAAACAGAGCCCAGAAGACAGAGGCACCUUUUCCUGUGGGGACUGCUCCCGCGUGGUCACCGUUCCUCUUCUCAGAAGGCACCUGCAGGUCUUCCUGGACUGCCCCUCGCGCCCCCAGUGCACAGUGAGCGUCAAGCUGCUGCAGAGCAGUAUUGCUUCACUCCUGCGGUUUGCCGCCUGCGAUGAUGGGACUCACGAAGUGAAGAGUGUCCUCGGAAAGGAGGUGGGGUUGUUAAACUGUUUUGUCCAGUCCAUAACCACCUAUCCGACUAGCUGCGUUGGAUUGGAGGAAAUUGAGCUCCUGAGUGCAGGAAGAGCCUCUUCUGAAGGUCGUCAGUUGCCAUAAGAUCUGUGAACUUGGCACUGUGGCUGCAAGGGUGGUGGUGGUUUUUGGUAGUUAACUAUGGGCAGAGUGAAUGUAUUUUAUGAUCUUGAAAUGGAACUUAGAUUUUUGGGGGGCAAAUGUUAAGUAAAAUGGUUUUGUGAACUAUAAAUCAACAUACUUUUUUCUAUGGUUAUGUAUUUUUUAUUACCUUUCUGCAAAUUUAAGAACAUGUUAUUAAAGCUUAAAUAAGCUUUGAGGUCUUUACUUUGUAUUUACCUUAGGCAAUAAUAUUAAUAUAGCAGGAAAAAAUACUUUGUUCAAUGGUAAUUUUUAAGUGUUUAAAAUUUUACCAUGAUUCACAUGUUUUCCUUGUAUUUGUUUUAACAUUCCCCCAAAGAAUACCCUGCAAAGCUUAAAUCUUUGUCCUAUAUUGUGAUAUUACUAUUCUGCUACAGUAAACGUCCAACCUAAG
Ceratotherium simum simum (southern white rhinoceros) is the source of this 1666-nucleotide messenger RNA. The record is from RefSeq and is a predicted model, not a curated record. NCBI's taxonomy places the organism in Eukaryota, Metazoa, Chordata, Mammalia, Perissodactyla, Rhinocerotidae.